Molecule: messenger RNA, 849 nt
Organism: Cavia porcellus (domestic guinea pig)
Lineage: Eukaryota; Metazoa; Chordata; Mammalia; Rodentia; Caviidae
Product: leukocyte immunoglobulin-like receptor subfamily A member 6
Exons: 5
Coding region: 1-849 (282 amino acids)
Biological process (GO): cytokine-mediated signaling pathway
Cellular component (GO): plasma membrane
Molecular function (GO): inhibitory MHC class I receptor activity
Source: RefSeq, a predicted model, not a curated record
AUGGCACAGCAAGGACCCAUAGGGGACAAAGAAGGUCCUGGAUCCAGGCUCUAUUUCCUUGCAGGGACCUUCCCGAAACCCUCUCUCUGGGCCAUUCCAGGCUCUGUGAUCCCUUGGGGGAGUUCUGUAAGCUUAUGGUGUCAAGGGAGCCUGGAAACCCAGGGCUACAGUCUGAAAAGAGAAGGAAGAUCAAGGUUCUUGGAACAACCAAAUCUACAUGGAAACAAGGCCAAGUUCUCCAUCCCAUCUAUGACAAGAGAUGAUGCAGGGCGAUAUCGCUGUUUCUAUAGCAGCCGUGCUGGCUGGUCAGAGCCCAGUGAAGCCCUGGAGCUGGUGGUGACAGGAGUCUACAGCAAACCCAGCCUCUCAGCCCUGCCCAGCCCUGUGGUGAAAUCAGGAGCCAAUGUAACCCUCCAAUGUGCCACAGGACAACAGUGUCACAGGUUCAUUCUGACUAAGGAAGGAGAAGCCAAUCUCUCUUGGAACCUAGAAUCCCGACGUCUUCCCAAUGGACAGUUCCACGCCCUGUUCCCAGUAGGACCAGUGAUUCUUGGUCCCAAGUGGUCAUUUAGAUGCUAUAGCUAUGACAAGGAAAGUCCCCUUGUGUGGUCCAUACCCAGUGACCCCCUGGAGCUCCUGGUCUCAGUUCCCCAUGCUCAGGGCCCAUCACCACACAAGGAGCUCUGGGAGCCCCAGAUCCACACCCUCAGCUCCCAGCUCCACAGCAGGUGGACAUUUAGAUGCUAUGGCUAUUACAGGAGAAGCCCCCAGGUGUGGUCCAUACCCAGUGACCCCCUGGAACUGCCUGUCCCUGUACUCUCACUGCUCAAAGUGUCUCUAAUUCUUUAA